AUGGUCGUUUUUCGAUCAAAUAUAAUUUUGAAUUUAUUUAUGUUUAAUAUCUGCAUAAAAAGUGCAAUUGGAAUGCGUCAAACAAAAAAAUGGAAUAAACCAACAGAUAGGAGUCAAGCACCACCAGUUAAAGACUCAAUCGAUUUUGUUUCGCCAUCAACACUAGGCAUGGUCAAACAUGCUACAAGGCAGGGUGGUAACAAACACAAACAAUACAUGGAGGGUACAACAUCAAAAGUUCCAGGGCGCACCACACCAGAGCACAUAUCAGUACACGAACCCUGCGACUACUUAGUCAUAAACUGUCAUAGAGCUUAUCAGACUGGAAAAGUUUGCGGAAAAAGCAGUUAUUAUCGUACGCGCACCUUCAAAAACUAUUGUAUGCUGGAUUAUGCGAAUUGCAUAUUGAGAUAUGAAUAUUUUCAAAUUCUUCAUAUGGGGGAAUGCUAUCGAUUGCCUUUUCAAUCCAGGAUUAGAUGUAGAUGGGUGCGGCACCGUUUUAUUUUUUGGAAGUUUCACUACGAAUGUAACUAUGACGACUCUAAAGCAUAUUACCCUCUAUCGAAUCUGGGGUCUUAUGAAUUUAUAGAUAAUUUUCCAUGGCCACGUGUUUGA
Molecule: messenger RNA, 615 nt
Organism: Spodoptera littoralis (African cotton leafworm)
Lineage: Eukaryota; Metazoa; Arthropoda; Insecta; Lepidoptera; Noctuidae
Source: the annotation of a GenBank genome assembly